AUGACUCACGACGACCAUCGCGGCGGCGGUGGAGGCGACGACGUCAACCCUCGCAAGGGCUACGCCGAAAUCCCUAUUUUUGCGCUUAUUUGGUGGGGUGAUGGUGGACGAAGCCCACACGCGCACCACACCGCAUCGGAGACCUCGACAACACACCGCGCCAAGUCGCUCGUGCUGCAGCCAUGCACCCUGGAAAGUCCGCGGGGACGACUCGAUGGCACAUAA
Molecule: messenger RNA, 225 nt
Organism: Macrosiphum euphorbiae (potato aphid)
Lineage: Eukaryota; Metazoa; Arthropoda; Insecta; Hemiptera; Aphididae
Source: the annotation of a GenBank genome assembly